GGCCACCGCACGGGGACCCUCGGCGGCGGCGGCGGCGCAGGUGGCGGCGGCGGCCUGCCGGGAGGCCGCGGCGGCGCCCGGGCCCGGCCCCUCUGGCUCCGCCCCUCCGGCCUCCUGUGGCGGCGGCGGCUGCUGUUCCCGGGGCGGCCGCUGCGCUGCCUCCCCCCUCCCCGGCUCGCUGGGCUGCCCCUCAUGCGGAUGUGACAUUUCACGGCGUUUACCGCAGCCGCCAUUUUGAGACAGAGAGCGCUGGCGGCGGCCGAGUGGCAGCAGCGCGCGGGGGCACAGGCAACGGGGGCGGCCGGCGGGCCGGGAGCAGCAAGCCGGGCGUCGGCCAGCGGCUGUGCCGGGGCGCUGGGGGGGGCGGGAGGGCAGAGGAGGGGCCCCGCGGUGCCUCCCCGACUUCGCAGCGCCGGGGACACCUCGCCGGGGGAGGGGGAAGCGCCGGGCGCCGCCGCCGGGCCCUGACUCCUGGUCUCCCGUCCCCCCCCCCCUCCCCCCCUCCUCCCGGUCCCCUCCCCUCCGGCCACCCCGGGGGAAGCCGCCACCCCAGGCCGGUCCCUCCUCCCCACCCCUUUCCCCCCGACCCGGGUGCCGCCGCCGAGAUUGGGCGAAUAGCGAGCAAAUACGUGCGCGUCUCGCUGCCUCCGCCGGCUGCCCGCUCCCUGCCCGCCGGAGCCCAGCCGCAGCCCCCCGAGGCGGGUGCCCACUCCCGGCCGCUGCCCAGGCCCCGCCGCUCCUCCGCCCCUUCCCCUCCCGACACAGGCCUGCAGCCCCCAGCGGGAAAGGCCCAGGCCGCCGCCGAGACCGAGCCCAAGCCCCAGCCCGACAUGAACCACCAUCAGCAGCAGCAGCAGCACCAGAAGCCCGGGGAGCAGCAGCUGAGCGAGCCCGAGGACAUGGAGAUGGAAGCUGGAGAUACAGAUGAUCCUCCAAGAAUUACUCAAAAUCCUGUCAUUAAUGGGAAUGUAGCAAUGGCUGAUGGGCAUAACAACACUGAGGAAGACAUGGAAGAUGAUACAAGCUGGCGAUCAGAAGCAACAUUUCAGUUUACAGUCGAACGCUUCAACAGAUUGAGCGAGUCAGUUCUCAGUCCUCCAUGCUUUGUACGUAAUUUGCCAUGGAAGAUCAUGGUUAUGCCACGACUCUACCCAGACAGACCACACCAAAAAAGUGUAGGAUUCUUCCUUCAAUGCAACGCUGAAUCUGAUUCCACGUCAUGGUCUUGUCAUGCACAAGCAGUUCUCAAGAUAAUAAACUACAAGGAUGAUGAAAAAUCAUUCAGUCGUCGUAUUAGUCACUUGUUCUUUCAUAAGGAAAAUGACUGGGGCUUCUCCAACUUCAUGGCCUGGAGUGAAGUUACUGAUCCUGAGAAAGGCUUUAUAGAAGAGGACAAAGUUACUUUUGAAGUCUACGUUCAAGCAGAUGCUCCGCAUGGAGUAGCGUGGGAUUCAAAGAAGCACACAGGAUAUGUUGGCUUAAAGAACCAGGGAGCAACUUGUUACAUGAACAGUUUGUUACAGACUUUAUUUUUCACAAAUCAACUACGAAAGGCUGUGUACAUGAUGCCCACAGAAGGAGAUGAUUCAUCCAAAAGUGUUCCUUUAGCAUUGCAAAGAGUAUUUUAUGAGCUGCAACAUAGUGACAAACCAGUUGGAACUAAAAAGUUAACAAAAUCUUUUGGGUGGGAGACUUUAGACAGCUUCAUGCAACAUGAUGUCCAGGAAUUAUGUCGAGUGCUGCUCGAUAAUGUGGAAAAUAAAAUGAAAGGCACAUGUGUAGAAGGCACUAUUCCUAAAUUGUUCAGAGGGAAGAUGGUGUCUUAUAUCCAAUGCAAACAUGUAGACUAUCGAUCUGAACGAAUAGAAGAUUAUUAUGACAUCCAGCUAAGUAUAAAGGGAAAGAAAAAUAUUUUUGAGUCCUUCAUUGACUAUGUUGCGGUGGAACAGUUGGAUGGUGAUAACAAAUACGAUGCAGGAGAACACGGCUUGCAGGAGGCAGAGAAAGGUGUGAAGUUCCUAACGUUGCCACCAGUAUUACACCUACAGCUCAUGAGAUUUAUGUAUGAUCCUCAGACUGACCAAAACAUCAAGAUAAAUGAUAGGUUUGAGUUUCCUGAACAGUUGCCAUUAGAUGAAUUUUUACAGAAAACAGAUCCUAAAGAUCCUGCGAAUUACAUUCUUCAUGCAGUUCUAGUACAUAGUGGAGAUAACCACGGUGGACAUUAUGUUGUUUACUUAAAUCCAAAGGGGGAUGGCAAAUGGUGUAAAUUUGAUGACGAUGUUGUAUCAAGAUGUACAAAGGAAGAAGCAAUCGAACACAACUAUGGAGGUCAUGAUGAUGACUUGUCUGUGCGGCACUGUACCAAUGCUUACAUGUUGGUUUACAUCAGGGAAUCAAAAUUAAGUGAAGUUUUGCAGCCUGUCACGGACCACGAUAUUCCUCAACAACUUGUAGAAAGGCUACAAGAAGAGAAAAGGAUAGAAGCUCAGAAGAGGAAGGAGAGGCAGGAAGCUCACCUCUAUAUGCAAGUGCAGAUAGUGGCAGAGGAUCAGUUCUGUGGUCACCAAGGCAAUGACAUGUAUGAUGAAGAAAAAGUGAAAUACACUGUUUUCAAAGUAUUAAAAAACUCCACGCUUACAGAAUUUGUUCAAAAUCUCUCUCAAACGAUGGGAUUUCCCCAGGAUCAAAUCAGAUUAUGGCCAAUGCAGGCUAGAAGUAAUGGAACAAAAAGACCCGCAAUGUUAGAUAAUGAAGCAGAUGGCAAUAAAACGAUGAUUGAGCUCAGUGACAAUGAAAAUCCAUGGACAAUAUUUUUGGAAACAGUAGAUCCAGAGAUGGCUGCUACUGGAGCAACACUACCCAAGUUUGAUAAAGAUCAUGAUGUUAUGUUGUUUCUGAAGAUGUAUGAUCCGAAGACUCGGAGUUUGAAUUAUUGUGGGCAUAUCUACACACCUAUAUCCUGUAAAAUACGUGACUUGCUUCCAGUUAUGUGCGAGAGAGCAGGAUUUCCACAAGAAACUAACCUUAUCCUCUAUGAGGAAGUUAAACCCAACUUAACAGAAAGGAUUCAAGACUAUGAUGUAUCUCUUGAUAAAGCUCUUGAUGAACUCAUGGAUGGCGACAUCAUAGUGUUUCAAAAGGAUGACCCAGAAAAUGAUAGCAGUGAGCUACCAACAGCUAAAGAAUACUUCCGAGACCUCUAUCAUCGUGUGGAUGUCAUUUUCUGUGAUAAAACCAUCCCCAAUGACCCAGGCUUUGUUGUUACUUUAUCCAAUAGGAUGAAUUACUUUCAGGUUGCAAAGACAGUUGCGCAAAGACUUAAUACGGAUCCAAUGCUAUUACAGUUUUUCAAGUCCCAAGGUUACAGGGAUGGCCCUGGUAAUCCUCUUAGACAUAAUUAUGAAGGUACUUUAAGAGAUCUUCUGCAGUUCUUCAAGCCUAGGCAACCUAAAAAACUUUACUAUCAACAGCUCAAAAUGAAAAUAACUGAUUUUGAAAACAGAAGAAGUUUUAAAUGCAUAUGGCUAAAUAGCCAGUUUAGGGAAGAGGAAAUAACAGUAUAUCCAGAUAAGCAUGGGUGUGUGCGGGACCUGUUAGAAGAAUGUAAAAAAGUUGUAGAACUCUCUGAAAAAGGUUCAGGGAAAUUAAGGCUGCUAGAAAUUGUAAGUUACAAAAUAAUUGGUGUCCAUCAGGAAGACGAGCUGUUAGAGUGUUUGUCACCUGCAACAAGUCGAACAUUUCGAAUAGAGGAAAUUCCUCUGGACCAGGUAGAUAUAGAUAAAGAAAACGAGAUGCUAAUCACAGUGGCACAUUUCCACAAAGAGGUUUUUGGGACAUUUGGAAUUCCGUUCUUGCUGAGGAUACACCAGGGUGAACACUUCAGAGAGGUUAUGAAGCGGAUUCAGACAAUGCUGGACAUACAAGAAAAAGAAUUUGAAAAGUUUAAAUUUGCAAUUGUAAUGAUGGGCCGACACCAAUAUCUCAAUGAAGAUGAGUAUGAAGUGAACUUGAAAGAUUUUGAGCCCCAACCUGGCAACAUGUCUCAUCCAAGGCCAUGGCUAGGGCUUGACCAUUUCAAUAAAGCCCCAAAGAGAAGUCGCUACACUUACCUUGAAAAAGCUAUUAAAAUCCAUAACUGACUUACUUAACCAGAUUGUCAAGGCAAGGGACAAAAAUAAGUGUGUGUGUGCACCUUUUUAACAACUGUAGAACUUUGGUACACGUGCACUAUAUCUGAAGUCUUCAGCAAGAGGAUUUGCUGCUGAUGUUAAUUUUAUUUUGUUGAGGCUGUUCAGUUUGGCUUCUCUGUAUCUAUUGACUGCCCUUUUUGAGCAAAAUGAAGGUGUUUUUAUAAAGCUUGGAUGCCAAUGAGAGUUAUUUUAUGGUAAACGUAAUGCAAGGCAAUUGUCAGCAUAAUGAGGGAAGAGUUUAGUAGAACAGUUGACAUUGGCAAAAUAUUUGUCUGUAGUACGUUUAUAGGUGGCAUAAGCUGGCUGGCUGCUCUUCCUAGUGUGGUGUUCACCAUCACUGCAGCUAGUAAGUCUUAUGUUUAGACUCACAUCAGAUUUAUUUCCUUCAGUUAUACUUUAAAUGACAUUUUUGUGCAUUUGUAAAUGCAAAACAACUCACAUCAUCAAUAAAUAGCAAUCUCUA
Messenger RNA from Chroicocephalus ridibundus (black-headed gull), 4656 nucleotides. RefSeq names its product ubiquitin specific peptidase 7 (gene USP7). Gene Ontology annotation, biological process: protein deubiquitination; regulation of protein stability. Bases 831 to 4142 code for a protein of 1103 amino acids. The transcript is spliced from 31 exons. Gene Ontology annotation, molecular function: protein binding; cysteine-type deubiquitinase activity. The record is from RefSeq and is a predicted model, not a curated record. Lineage: Eukaryota; Metazoa; Chordata; Aves; Charadriiformes; Laridae. Gene Ontology annotation, cellular component: nucleus; cytosol.